GGCAGGGUAAGAGAGAGGAUGCUCGAUUACGGGAAAGGAGAUAGGAGAAUCAAGCCCAUUAGGCUUGGUAAAAUGAACGACAUAUUUUUGCUAGUUGUUCCUUAGCCCAAACUUUUUAAGCUGAAAUGAGGAUUUAAAAAUCACUACGGAAUGUAUUUUGACGUGGAGGUCGUACUUAUGAUAGUUUAUUUGUGGUACAGUAGCGACCACGUGGUGUGCUUACCUUCAACAUUGAAGAUUGGUGUAUUAUUCACUGAAGAUCAGAAAGAAAGCCCAACAGAGCUUGCGUUUAAAUAUGCUGUGUAUAGUAUAAACAGAGACAGGAGCAUUCUACCGAACACCACCCUCAUCUAUGAUAUCCAGUACGUGCCAAAAGAUGACAGCUUUCAUGCUUCAAAGAAAGCCUGCCUCCAAGUGAGUUCUGGAGUAAGUGCAAUCUUCGGUCCCCAAGACGCUCUUCUGGGAAGUCACGUUCAGUCCCUGUGCGAUGCCCUGGACAUUCCUCACAUAGAAUCACGUGUCGAUAUGGAACCCGAGAUGAAGGAAUUCUCCAUCAAUCUUCAUCCUAGCCCGAGGAUAGUUGGUUUGGCCAUCCGAGAUCUCAUUCAUUACUUGAAUUGGACAAAAGUGGCCAUUGUAUACGAAGAGGAUAUGUCUCUGAUAAGCCUACAAGAACUCAUACGUCCUCCUGUACCUAGGGAUUUGCAAUUGAUUUUUCGGAAAGCUAGUGUACAUACAUUUAGAGAUACCUUAAAAGAUAUUAGAAGAAGAGGAAUAUUUAGCUUGGUAAUAGACACUCGUCCGCAAAACUUGCCUCAUCUACUGCAAGCAGUACUUCAAGUACAAAUGAAUGAUUAUAAAUAUUAUUAUCAUUUCACAACAUUUGAUCUAGAGACUUACAACUUGGAAGAUUUCAAGUAUAAUUUUGUAAAUAUGACGGCCUUUCGAAUGACUGAUACCGAGGAAUCAUCCGUGAAGCAAGCCUUAAAUGAAAUGGAAAAAUUUCAACCAGUUGGGCAAUAUAUAUUAAAUAGGUCCAAUAUAAUUAAGGUUGAACCUGCUCUCAUGUUUGAUUCAGUUUAUGCUUUUGCUAAAGGUCUCCAUUCUCUACAGCAAGGAACAGAUCUACGACCAGCAAAUGUUUCUUGUGAAGAAGAAAUUCCUUGGACCGAUGGGAGCAGUUUAUUCAAUUAUAUAAACUCGGUAGAAUUUUUAGGUUUGACUGGCAAAGUACAAUUUAAGGAAGGACGUAGAAGUAGUGUCAAAUUUGAUUUGCUAAAAUUGAGAGAAACAAGUUUAGAAAAGGUUGGAGAGUGGACAACAGGAGGUCAUUUAAAUAUAACAAAUCAUAAAGUAUUUCAUGAAUUUGGAACGACAAACAUUACUCUAAAGGUCACAACAAUUGAGUCCACACCCUAUGUAAUGAUGAAAAAGGAUAAGAACCAAACAGGAAAUGAUAGAUUUGAAGGAUUUUGUAUAGACUUACUGAAAACAAUUGCUGAUCUCAUUGGAUUCAGCUAUGAGCUGUAUAUAGUUCCAGACAAGAAGUUUGGCGCUGAAAACACCACGACAGGUGAAUGGAAUGGAUUAGUUAGAGAAAUAAUCGACAAAAAUGCUGAUCUUGCCAUGGCGCCAAUGACAAUUAAUUAUGCCAGAGAAAGUGUGAUUGAUUUUACGAAACCAUUCAUGAACUUAGGUAUUGGAAUUCUUUUUAAACUUCCCAAAAGUAUGCCAUCUCGUCUCUUCUCAUUCAUGAGUCCACUUGCCGUAGACAUUUGGCUUUACGUUCUGGCUGCGUAUGCGCUAGUUAGCUGCUGCAUGUUCAUCGUGGCACGUUUCAGCCCCUAUGAAUGGCAAAAUCCUCAUCCUUGUGUAAGUGACAGUGACGUCAUGGAGAACCAGUUCAGUUUAGCGAACAGUUUCUGGUUCACCAUCGUUACCCUGAUGCACCAGGGCUGCGACCUCAACCCAAAGGCGACGUCCACGAGAAUCAUCGGCGCCAUGUGGUGGUUUUUUACACUUAUUAUGAUUUCGUCCUACACCGCAAACUUAGCAGCAUUUCUUACAGUAGAAAGGAUGAUAACUCCUAUAGAAAGUGUAGAAGACUUAGCAGAACAAAACAAAAUUGCCUAUGGUACCUUAGAAGGUGGGUCUACGAUGACAUUCUUUCGGGAUUCAAAAAUUGAAACAUACCAAAAAAUGUGGAGGUUUAUGGAAAAUCGCCCCUCAGUUUUUGUAAGUUCUUAUGAAGAAGGCGUAAAACGUGUUUUGGAAGGAAAUUAUGCAUUUUUAAUGGAAUCAACUAUUUUGGACUAUAGUGUACAAAGAGACUGUAAUCUCACUCAAGUUGGAGGAUUAUUAGAUUCCAAGGGAUACGGGAUUGCCACUCCUAUGGGUUCACCUUGGCGAGACAAAAUAUCUCUGGCCAUUCUGGACCUUCAAGAGAAGGGCGUCAUUCAAAUGUUGUACAACAAAUGGUGGAAGAGUUCAGGCGUCUCCUGUGCCAGAGAGGACAAGAACAAGGAAGGGAAGGCAAACUCUUUAGGAGUUGGCAAUAUAGGUGGGGUGUUUGUUGUCCUCUUGUGCGGAUUAGCUGUUGCCUUUGUAGCUGCUAUCAUUGAGUUCUUCUGGAAUUCCAGGAAACACGCACAGACUGAAAGAAACUUGGUAUUUUGUUCCACACAGCAGUCACUGUGCUCUGAGAUGGCAGAGGAACUACGCUUCGCUGUAAAAUGCCGAGCAUCUCGCCAACGUCCUGCACUUAGGCGCCAAUGCUCCAAAUGUAUACCUGGUACUACUUACGUCCCAGCAGCCUUAGAAGUUCCUCAGGAAAAUGGAAUCAUGCAGAUGAUAGAAAUGAGGAAAUCUCCUCUUACUUACGAGAGUGCCGGCGACUCCUAGUUCCACAAGUGCCAACAUCGUCAUUCAUCUGCCUUUCAGCACUCUCACAACCCAUGAGAUAUUUUGGAUUCAAAUCAGGAUAAGGAAGAAAAGUUUUCACUACAAAAGUGCCAUUUUGAGAUGGCAAAUCAGCUGUGAUGCGAAUCGUUGCAAAAUAUACGUCUGAAUGUAUCUCAAUGAAGCAAGUCAGUGAUGUUAGAUGCACAACUGAGUUUUAUAUCGUGAAAAUUUAUUGUAACCAUGGCGAUCGAUAAUUCGAUCGUCUAGAGGAAUAUUCUUUUAAUUGAUCCGAUCCAUUUAGAUUAUACGUGAGCUCCUUAUUGGAUUAUUAAUAUCUUUUCUUUGGAAAGUGAUAUCUGUAAAAAGAACUUAUAAGUGAGUUUAAUGUUGAAAGUCUGGAUAAUACCUGUUUGUAUUUUAAGCAAAAAUAUAUUGAUUUUGAUUGAUUAAAAAUCACUUUUGAUGUAAUGGAACAUUUCUAAAAUUUCUUUGUUGAUACUGUUUUAUUACAAUCUUAAAAAAAACUAAUAUUUAGAUGGUAUCUUUGUAAAAAUAGUGAUUUGUGUAAUACACUCAUUGUAUAUUACAAAAGCUUUUCCCUAAAUUCUAAAUUUAAACCCUCAUUCUCAACGACUUUUAAUUUAUAAAUAUCUAGAACAAUUGUUUUGAAAAGUCAAUUCUACGCAAUAUAAGGCUAAGUCACAAAUGUAAUCUAAGAAUAUAACAAAAAAAAAACAUUCUGAUAAUUUUAUUGUUAUGUUGAAUAAAUGAAUUAUAUACUUAAAGUAUCAAAACUAGUUUUCCAUAAAUUACUAAUUUACAUAUUUCAUUAUUUUUUUCUGUUAUUUUUAGAAUUUAAUAGAACCAUACAUCACUUAAGAUAGCUACUUGUAAUUAAUUAAUUAUAGUAUUUACAUUCGUAAACGUGUGAUAAAAUAGCAAAGAUAAUUUGAUUUAAAUUUUUUUCUCGUGGCAAUGGUUUAGAAAUAAGUGUCUGUUUUACUAGGUGAAAAGAGAAAAAUGGGUGAUAAUGGCGAGUAAAACUAAUUAUACAAAUGCCUGAUGGAUGAGACAAAGGAUUGGCGUUGACAUAAAUUGUUCUUGUAAAAGAAGACUCCAUAUGUGAUUCGGAAUAAUCAAUUAAGAUGUAUGUAAUUUGAAACGCUUGCUUUUUCGGAACACAAAUCCAGAUGGGUGACAAAAUAAUACGUACAAAAAAAUAACACUUCUGUACUAACUCUAUGUAAACAUUGUUUCUUUUAGCAGCAAAUCUUUAGGAAGGUUUUACGUUGCAUAAUUCGGGGUACAAUUUGAAGGAACAUGAUUGUAGCUAUUAAAAAAAGUAUCCAUUUUACCGAUGCAAAAUGUGCACCAACCAAAAUGACAUGAGUAGUUGGAAGCUUUUUUCCUUUUUUAAUUACAUUAUAAUUAUGAAAGCAUUCUUAUAUAAACAUCAGAAUUCUAUUGAAUGAUUUCAGAUUUACUGGUAUUAAGGCUAGAAAGAAGUUAUUAAAUUCCCAUUUAUUUUGUUCCAUCUGAUUUUUGCAUGAGUUAAAGUGACACCAUUUCUAAAAGCUUCCAGCACCAUCGUUCUAAUUUGGCAAUGUAAAAUAGUCUGAAGCAUUUGAUGCUAAAGGAAAGAUUGUUGUAAGUAAAAAAGUGUUCGUACACUGACAAAAAAAAACUAUUUUCAAAGCUACCAGAAUAUGGUAAAAAUUAUUAAUAAGUAUUUCUUGCUCUAUGGGAGCGCCGAAAAGCUCGGUAAUUUUUAUCGAAAGGCUUUAGCAGUGGUUUUGGUAAAAGUAACAAAAAAAUAUAGUUUUUAUAUUAUGUGAUAAAAUUUG
Molecule: messenger RNA, 4745 nt
Organism: Parasteatoda tepidariorum (common house spider)
Lineage: Eukaryota; Metazoa; Arthropoda; Arachnida; Araneae; Theridiidae
Product: glutamate receptor ionotropic, kainate 2
Biological process (GO): monoatomic ion transport
Cellular component (GO): membrane
Molecular function (GO): ligand-gated monoatomic ion channel activity; signaling receptor activity
Source: RefSeq, a predicted model, not a curated record